This is a messenger RNA of Nicotiana tabacum (common tobacco), 2779 nucleotides long. RefSeq lists its product as uncharacterized. The record is from RefSeq and is a predicted model, not a curated record. Gene Ontology annotation, molecular function: calmodulin binding. NCBI's taxonomy places the organism in Eukaryota, Viridiplantae, Streptophyta, Magnoliopsida, Solanales, Solanaceae.
UAUACCAGAGAUCUUGGGUUUGAGACGUGAGAAUAAAGGACCUCUUGGAAGUUGGAAGCAAGCGUUUUACUUGCCUUAGUGGGCCCAUCUGAUGUAAAUUCGAAUUAGUUAGGCUAGUGAGCUCUGCCUACCCAAUACUUAAAACACUAGCUCAAAGCGUGACAUGUCGUUUGGGCAAUAUGUAUCCCGCUGGGUAAGACUCGUAAUAAACCUCUGUAAGAUAAGGAGGAUCAUAAGAAAGUCGUGGAGUGCAUAAGCCCCUUUAGAGAUAGGGGUGACUUUCUUGUGGUAGUAAUUGCGAAUGAGCAAGUAGGGGCGGAAACUAAAGAGCAACCAAGUCCAGUUCAAAUGGCAGAUUCAGAAUCUCCCAAGAAGAAUCAAGAAAUGAAUAUAAUCAAAUGGACUAAUAAGUGAACUACUUUGAAAGUUUCUUCCUCAAAGUAGAUAACUUUUUUAAAGAAAGAAGAAGAUUAGUUUUCUCAUUUCUGCAAAGUUCUCAAUAAGUGAACUAUAUAUUUUAUGUUAUAGGGAUGGUUUGAAUCAGAUGAUUUGAUGUCAGCUGAUUCAUCGAGCUCAAGAUCAUUGGUUGAUGAACCACAAGUUCAGAAAAAGGGUAGCAGAAUCAAGAACAGAACUGACUUGAAAAAUAAAAUGAAAACUUUUGGCAGAAGGUCAAGAACAAGUGUCGAGCAGCCGACUAAUUAUCCCUCUGAUUAUGAAUCAACCCCCCAACAUCUCUUAUAUGAAGGAAACAAGCUGUUCUGAAGUGAAAAGAUGUCAUUUCCAAGCAAGUUCUCACAGUUCUGAAUCUAGCUUUGAUAGUAGUGAUCAAAGUUCAAGUUCAUCUUAUUUUCAAUCAGAUUCUUCAGCUUCAUCUAGUCGGAAAUCUUUGAGUACUUUAUCUAGGACAUCUAGCUUUAGAAGUGUGAAGAUUUUGAUAAACAAGGCUAGUUCUAAAUCCAAGAGGUCUAACUCAAAUUACCACCAAGUUACAGUUAAGUCAACUUGUUCUUCCACCCUAAAGGAUUUGAAGUUCCCUAAACACGUGGAACUUCAUCCUGGACAAAGUGAAUCGGACAGGAUUUCAAAAGUGAGAGUUUGUUCAUACCAUCACUGUUCACCCAAUAAUGAUCCGUCGCCACCAGUAAAGCGUGUCUAUACAAGGAAAAACUCUUUAAAUCGCAGAUGAGGACAUUGAUGCUGAUUUCUAUCAUAUGCUUUCACUGCCACUUCUCAUCAAGUCAGGUGACAAUGUCACUACAAGUGAGGAGGAUGAAAAUAUCAAUAGAGAACUGUCCAAGUAUGAACCAUUUGUCACUAAAACAAGAUUGGUACGCGAUGAUCUUGUCGUAGCAAAAUGUUGCACUGAGUUUUCUUCUGCUUCAGCUAGCAACACUGGAAUGGAACUCCAAGAGAAUUUGAAAGAGAAGGAUGGCAAAGCUAAUCCAACCGAGGACCUUGACAACGCGUCAUGUCCAAUAGGACAUUUUGAAUCCAGGAGUUAUCCUCUAAUUGAAGAUGCUGAAUCCAAUGCCUCGGCCCAGAAACUGAAUGUACCUCAGUUUGCAGAAGAGAAGCAUAGGAGCAUGUGGAUCCUGAUUCAUAGACAUAUGAUCCCUGAUGUAUCUACAGAAUUGGAUAGCAAACUGACCUGUGGAGACGAUGAAGAAAAUCACAAGAAUGAGGGCAAACAAAUCAUGUGCUGCAGAAAGUUCUGAUUCAUUUUUGAAUUUUUUCGAACGAGAAUCAACGACUACAAAUGAGGAUGCAGAUAACCAGGAGAUUGAAGUGCGCAAGAUUUUUGCCAUUAAGCUAGUACGAGAAGCAAUUGAGAGAAUUCUUGUUCCAGAAGUUCAAGACCAGUCAUCAGAUGAUCAAUCAGUAACAAGUGAAGUCUGUACUGAAGAAAACUUCAAGGAGUCUGACACCAAAAAUGAAGAAUGUGAUAAGGCAUCCGAGUCAGAUAAAGGAAGUAUUACCAGAGAAAACAUUGGCAGCCCGGACAAACGGAAAAUGGAAGGACAAAUUACAAACAAAGCUGCGAAGAAAGCACCAAAGCACUGGAGCAAUCUUAAAAGAUGGAUUAUUCUCCAACAAUUCAUCAAGGAAGCCAUGGAGUUGGAGUGAAACAUGUCAAGAUAGUAAUUUGAGAAUUCUUUUACAUGAAUUAUAAAGGCAAGCAAAUUAGCUACCUACACUUUAUAGGCUCUAGCUAAUUCCCUGAUAAUGAGGAAAGAAUCACAUAUGGUAAGCUGUAUGUAUAUCCCUGUUAUAUUUUGACGAUCUAACAAACUUACUGUCAAGAACCCGAUAAGGAACACGUUACACAUUCUCAAGACCUUAAGAUCAAAAGGAUCCAGCUUGGGAUAUGGUUAAACUCUUCAGAGUCAAAAGAACAACAGAGGGAACGGAUAGCUACCGUUUCUCGAGAAAAUUACACAAGUCAACUGUCCCAGUUGUAAAGUUGCUGCCUCCAUAUGCUACAGUGCAGAAACAGUGCAGCAGUCAACUUUAUGGGGAGUGUCUUUUACCUACCUUGCUUACAUCAUCCUAGUGAUGUCACAAAUGCAUUAUUAACAUCAAGGAAGGUUAAAAAAAUGACUUGAACACUUAGAGAAUUUACUCAAGCACACUCACUGUGAUUGAUCAUCAAGAAAACGAUUCUCAAGUGCAUCAAGAACAAAGAACAACACUACUACGGACUAGUUCCCCAUAUCAGGUUUUUGUAUGUCCUUAGUUGAGUUGUAACUUUGUAAUAGUUCUUCAAUUGUAAUUCCUA